AUGUCGUCUUCUCCACUUAAAGUCGCCAUAGUGGGCACAGGACUCUUUGCUACAGCCACACAUUUGCCAACUCUCCAAAAGCUUGAGAACGUUGUUCCAUAUUCAUGUUACAACAGAACCAAAUCCAAGGCUGAAGAGUUUGCUUCCAAAGCUGGUAUCACUAAAGUGUAUGACUCUCUUGAGGAAGUCUUCCAAGAUAAAGAGGUUGAUGUUGUGGACGUGUUGUUGCCAGUCCAAUACAAUGUUGAAGCAGUGAAAUUGGCCGUCAAAUACAAUAAGCCAAUCUGUUUGGAGAAACCAAUUGCUGCUAAUCUUGAACAGGCUAAAGAGAUUGUUCAAUUGGAUGAAAGCUCCCCCACCUUACCCAUUUCAAUCUUGGAAAACUGGUCUUAUAUGAAUGCUAUUGAUAUCUUAAAGAAUGAGGUGUUACCAAAGAUUGGUGACGUCAUCUCCUUUACUUAUCGGUCCACUGGUGCUUGGAAUGAAAAUAAUAAGUAUUUGACUACCAGCUGGAGACAAAACCCUCAACAUAUUGGAGGUUUCUUAAGUGAUGGUGGGGUUCAUCAAUUGGCACUUUUAACAGGAGUUUUAGGAGCAGUAGAUCUGAUUUCCGCUUUAACCAAACAAGUGAGAAAGGCAAGUGGUGAUGAUGACAUUGUAUAUUCCACCGUUAAAAUGUCCUCCGGUGUCAUUGGAACUUUUACUUAUGGUUCUGCUUUUGGUGCUACGGAUAAGUCCUCUACUUUCCUCAUUAUGGGUACUAAUGGUUCAAUUGAAUUUGAUUUCUCUCCAAGCUUACCUAAAAAGAUCAUCAAAUAUCAAACAGGUGACUCUGCUCAAGCUGCUUCUGCCAAACAGAUUAUCGAAGUCGAUUCAAAUGAUACGUCUGCUGCAGAGUUCUCCAACUUUUUUGAAGCGGUGGCUCAAAAAGAUAAAUCAUUGAUCCUUACUAAACCAAGAUUGGCCUACCAUCAUUUGAGUAUCGUUGGUGCUGCUCUUGAAAGUGUAAAGAGUGGGUCUUUUGCAACGGUUUCUUCUCCGGUUUCUUCUCAAUAA
Molecule: messenger RNA, 1056 nt
Organism: Lizanozyma spartinae
Lineage: Eukaryota; Fungi; Ascomycota; Pichiomycetes; Serinales; Debaryomycetaceae
Exons: 1
Coding region: 1-1056 (351 amino acids)
Biological process (GO): NADPH regeneration
Cellular component (GO): cytoplasm
Molecular function (GO): oxidoreductase activity; nucleotide binding
Source: RefSeq, a predicted model, not a curated record